CAGAGUUCUCCUGGCAGCCAUCAUGAAGGGUGUAGUGUCAAUCUGCUGCUUUGUCUCCCUGCUGCUUUUGCAGGCCACAGGAGAGGAGGAGGUGGAGGAUGUUCCGUAUGCCCUGCGGGACAAGACUCACAUCGAAGAGACCCUGCGUCUGGCCACCGAUGACAAGUCAGGAGACUAUACAGCGGCCCUUCAGAAGCUGCGUAAGAUCUACCACUCGGCCAUCAAGCCCAUGGAGCAGGCGUACAAGUACAAUGAGCUGAGGCAGCACGAGAUCUCAGCCUACCCGGGACGCAACUUGGGGGACUCAGGAACAGAUGGAGAGAUCACCUCCAAGCCCAUGGUGCUGUUCCUUGGGCCCUGGAGCGUGGGAAAGUCCUCCAUGAUCAACUACCUCCUGGGUCUGCAAAACAGCCCCUACCAGCUCUACACAGGCGCUGAGCCCACUACCUCCGAGUUCACCGUCAUCAUGCACGGGGAGAAGAUCCGCUCGGUGGAGGGCAUCGUGAUGGCCGCCGACAGCUCCCGCUCCUUCUCGCCGCUGGAGAAGUUCGGGCAGAACUUCCUGGAGAAGCUGAUCGGGGUGGAGAUGCCCCACAAGCUGCUGGAGCGCGUCACCUUCGUGGACACGCCCGGCAUCAUCGAGAACCGCAAGCAGCAGGAGAGAGGCUACCCCUUCAACGACGUGUGCCAGUGGUUCAUCGACCGCGCCGACCUCAUCUUCGUGGUGUUCGACCCCACCAAGCUGGACGUGGGCCUGGAGCUGGAGAUGCUCUUCCGCCAGCUGAAGGGCCGCGAGUCCCAGAUCCGCAUCAUCCUCAACAAGGCGGACAACCUGGCCACCCAGGACCUGAUGCGGGUGUACGGCGCCCUGUUCUGGAGCCUGGCGCCCCUCAUCAACGUGACGGAGCCGCCCCGCGUCUACGUCAGCUCCUUCUGGCCCUACGACUACGCCCCCGACACCAGCCGCGAGCUGUUCAAGCGCGAGGAGAUCUCCCUGCUGGAGGACCUCAACCAGGUGAUCGAGAACCGCCUGGAGAACAAGAUCGCCUUCAUCCGCCAGCACGGCAUCCGCGUGCGCAUCCACGCGCUCCUGGUGGACCGCUACGUGCAGACCUACAACGACAAGAUGAGCUACUUCAGCGACCCCGAGCUGGUGUUCAAGGAGAUCGUGGACGACCCCGACAAGUUCUACAUCUUCAAGUCCAUCCUGGCCAAGACCAACGUGAGCAAGUUCGACCUGCCCAACCGCGACGCCUACCGCGACUUCUUCGGCGUCAACGCCAUCACCAGCUUCAAGCCACUGACCACGCAGUGCUCCUACAUGGGCGGCUGCCUGCUGGGCAAGAUCGAGAAGGCCAUCACAGACGAGCUGCCCGCGCUGCUCAGCAGCAUCAACUCCGACAAACAGCCCGGCCUCAACAGCUGCGAGGCCACUGGCUGCGACGAGAAGCCUAAGAACCGCUAUCGGAAAAACUGACGGAGGUUGACGAAUUGAGAAGGAGAGAGGGGAGAGGGAAGAGGAAGGGAGUCGAGGGACUGGUGUUGGCCGAACCUACGUUUAUCAGAGAGCAUGUCUUGUCGAACGAGAGUAAGAGGAGUUUUGGGUUUUGGUUCUUUGUUGGGUUUUUUUUCUCAGGAGGGUAUGAAGUGGUGCUUUCUGGGGGUUUGGGGGAAACACGGGCAAUAGGAGGAGGGAGCGUUUGUAUGAAUGUUGCGGCAGCUGAAUGAUAGUCGUGUUACAGAGACAAGGAUAUCAUUGGGGGGAUUUAAUGAAGACACACGCCAUCAUCAUUGCUUUCUCUGGCACGACCACCGUGGACUCUCUGGCCCCGGGUGCAAGGGGAAAUGUCGUCUCCAAGACGAGUUACAAAAAUAGCAAAAUUUAAGGAAAAUUUUGAAAAAAGCCUGAGGCUGACCACCAUCCAAUCACCAGCCCUUUUUGUGUAAAUAAAACGGGGGAUUUGAAACGGGAGUGGCCAAUUGUGUUUUGUCAGAUCUUUAGAUUUGCAUCGUCACAGGUCAAUUCCAUGUGCUUCAUAAUCGUUUAUCAAAUAAAAUGUUGUGGGUGCUGCACCGAGCCUUCGGGUGCUAUGUAGGAAGCCAUACCUCUGCAUUCGAUUCUUUCUGAACAACAUUCAUUUUGCAUGCAACCGUAUUUAGCAGCAUGCAUUGUAGAUGCAUGCAUUUCCGUUUGAGUAGGUCAACGUUUUCCUAACAGAACUGACUUCACCAUCCCUAGAGUGCAAAAAAGAUAUCUAUUUAUUUGUCUCAUAUGUUGUGGUCUCAUUGAUACGGGUUGUUGACAACCUGUGAAAUUAUCAUUUUUGUGGGAGCAAAGGUCAGGGUUCAAGGGUCACAGUCUUCACCGGCAGGCAGGGUUAUGCGUUCUGCUCGACUUCUUAACUAUUCGUACUGUUUUGUCUGUAAAUGUGUCAUUCUUUGGUUGACAUUGAAUGCUUUAUUGCACGUUUCUUUCACCUCUCCAUAAGCUCUCCAGCAUUAAAGCUGAAUGACCACAUGAAAAGUGACGUGUGACAUGAAAUAAUGAAAAGCUAUAAAUGUUGGUGUCCAUAAUAUGGCAUUGAUAACAUGAAUUAUGUGUUCUGACAUGCAGCUUGCUUGUGUCUUUGUUCUGUCAGUUGGAAGCAAUUCAUUUUAUUAUAUGGGUAAGGAACCACAAUCUUAAAUAGACACAAUAUUUAGGCUAUGCUAUGCUACAAGUAAUAGCCUAGGAGUUAACCUGAUAUAAAAUCCUUCUAUUUGAAGUAAUACACAAUACAUUUUUUAUUCAUGUUAAAAUGCAAUGACCAAUUCGAGGCAGUUAGGGAGUACUAUGCGUGGGCUGGAAAUUAGCGUUGAAGAAAGUGGUGAAAACGUUAUCAUCUGACCUUUGAUCCCUGACCCUGAACCUGGCAAUGGCAAAAUAAAAUAAAAGGUUUGGAUAGUUGUACACAUUGUGACUUAAUGAAAUACUUACUGGAAAGGGUUUGUCUAGGUAUGAUUUGUGAUCAGCCGUGCAUUGAUUACUAGAAUCACAAGAGUGCCUGGCUGAUUUCGGCUCUGUGUUUGUCUAUUUCCCUAUACUUUGUUGUUGUCCCCACUAAUCCAUUGUAGUUUAGGAAUGUUUUUCCUAGACAUGUAUUAUAAAUAAAAGGAAGGCCUACCUGCAAGAUAAUAAUGAAAAAACACACCAUUAAUCUCUGCAGAAUCAACAAAAAAAGAAGUAUAAGUGAUACACAUUUUGCAUAAUUUCGAGUCAGGUUCGAGGGACACGGUUGCAGUGACAGAAGCUGCCCACUAGGGGACACUGUGGAGACAGGUAUGAUACGCCAGUCACCUGGCAGGGUGACUUCUUGUUCAUCGGUCGCCGGGUUAAUGGAACAACUGACCCUGCGCUUAUGGUGUAGGUUUGUAAAAGUUACUCGUUUUAGAUUGUCUGUGACUUUAAUAGAGACUGCUCAUGUGCUUUGUUUUUGUGUAGGCCCACAAUAGCUUUCAGCCGAAAUCUUGUCCAGCGAAUCAUGAACAUUAAACACUUCUGACUGAGAGAAUA
Gadus morhua (Atlantic cod) is the source of this 3553-nucleotide messenger RNA. RefSeq names its product sarcalumenin (gene srlb). Bases 23 to 1477 code for a protein of 484 amino acids. Lineage: Eukaryota; Metazoa; Chordata; Actinopteri; Gadiformes; Gadidae. Gene Ontology annotation, molecular function: GTP binding. The transcript has 7 exons. The record is from RefSeq and is a predicted model, not a curated record.